CGGCCGGCGGCGGCGCGGCCAUGGACAACGUCUACAACGAGACCACCGAGCCGCAGGCCAAGCCGCCCCGCCGCCCCUUGGGCUGCACCCUGCGGCACCUGCGCGGAUGGCGGCUGCCGACCAAAGCGCUCCAAGCGAUUCUCUCUCUUCUGGCUGUUAUUUGUGAAGAAAUUGUGGAGGAUUGUAUCAAGUGUGGUGGACUUUACUUCUUCGAAUUCACAAGCUGCAGUGCCUUUCUUUUGAGCCUUCUGAUCCUGUGUGUGUAUUGCACUGAUGUAUAUGAAACAUUUGGGGAAGAUAAAGUACAGACAGUGAAUUUAUGGACCAUGCGAGCCAUAGCUGUCUGUUUUCUGUUAGCAUCAAUAGUGCUUGCUGCGACCAGCUCUGGGUCUGCUGUUGAAAAUGCUGCAUGCGUGUUUGGAUUUCUUGCAAGUGGUGCAUUUUCAGCUGAAAUUAUUAUAGAGUGGUUUCACAGUCAGAAACAAAAUGUCAACGGAUCCUCUGAAAAUCCUGGCAAUGGUCAGAGUUACACAGAAAAUCAGCCACUGAAUAAACAAAGCUAACUUUCUGGAAUUAUGUCAUUCUUUUUGAAUGGAGCAAACUAAAAUGAACCUUCAGUGCGCUGUAGGUAACAUCUUCUGUCUCCCUUCUAACCAAUUUUGUACACAUUGCUCAUCACAAAUUUUUAUAGGUCCUUAGGUCAAGUAAUGGCAUCUUGAGCAUAAUUUUCUAAGGUAACUGGUUCUGCUUAAUAACUGGUCCUGCUACCUCUCCAGGUGACACACACUAAAAAGACUUUUGUCUAAGUAGAAUAACUUAAGGACAACAGAGUGCUGAUUUGAUUUUGACAGAGGUGACUAAUAAAGAUUAAUGUGUGAUGUAUAAAUUCUGAGCUAUAACCUAAAGAUACUUUCUGUAUAAAUGGACCAGAUCAUUCUGUUAUGAGUUAUAGAUUAGUACAGCAGAAUUCCUUCUUGUACUUAUUGGUCAAACUGUGAAUGUAAAAGGGAUACCUAAUUGGAGCCUAACAGAAAUGCUUAUCCUUACAUAAGGGGCUUUGUUUUGGUUUUACUAUUCAUAUGUCUCAGUUCUGUCUGUGGAGAUCAGUUUAAUGGAAUAGCGAGUGUAGGGUUUUUAGGGGGGGGCUAAUGUAAUGGUAUAUUAAGGAGACAGUUUGCACCCCAUGAUCAUCAAAGUUUGCACUUGUGCUCCAGAAUCUUCUUUCAGAUUGUUUUGAAAGCUAUAGAAGUUGCAGGAAGAAACUUGAAAAGCCAGCUGUGAGAGGAAAAAGAUGAAGAACAAAUAUUUUCACAAAGUAACCCAAAAAGUGGCGAUCUGAACAUCAAUGGGAAAAAUGUUACAGCGCGUUGGUACUAUCCUGGUGAAUAUUACUUGCAGGGUUAAUACUAUCCUGGUGAAUAUUACUUGCAGGGUUAAUACCAUAUGCAGCUUGUUUAUGCAUAGUUAAUGGUAAGUAUUGCCAGAAUGGUUAUGGACCCCACCAUUUUCUUUGUUUAUAAAUAGGGCACUAGCUUGAGACUUCUUGCUACUAAGGCAGCUGGUAAAUGGGUAAAUUAGCACUUGUACCCUUGAUGUGUCUUAAAAGCGACAGGCUGUAUGACUGUAAGAAACACUACUGAUGCAACACAUAGCAGACAAGUGACGGACAUAUCGGACCAGAUGUCGAUGGCUGUAAAAGAAAUGGAGUGGUGAAAAGGCAUUUUUCAAAUGUCUGAGGUAGAAGCAAGACUGCUAGACCUCACUGAAGAGGAGAGCCUUCAAAAGUAAAGCAAAUUGCUGUAAGCCAGGAGAUGUCCAAAAUACCAAAGCAAAUGAGAAAAAGCUGAUUAUGCAAAAACAAUUCUUGUUUGAGUGCUCAUGACAUUUGCCGUGUCUUCCAGGCAUUAACUCCCAUUUCAUCAAUACCCUAGUCUGACAAAUUUAUAGUCCUGUAACCUGUUGUGACAGCGCUGAGACUAAGCCCUCCAGAAAUUGGCUGAGAAAGCUGUAUUUGGAAAAGGAUGAGGAAGCUGUUGUAGGACAAAGAACUGUAAAAGAAGGUCAGAGUUUUUUCCCAGUGCUGCCACUUUCUGAUGAAUGUGAGUUUGUGAUGUACUCUCUCUAAGCUCUGAGACUUAAGCCUAACACUACACUUUGCUUGGAGGAUGUAAAAUUUUGACAGGUGGUGUGAAGCAUCAAGUUUAAGCUGUAGCUUGGUUUCAGAGCCAUGCAUAAAAGACAUACUUUGCUUCAUAGCAUUUCCUGCUUUGCAAAGAAGAAAUGGUUUUUGGACUGGCUUUUUUUUUUUUUUCCCUUGUAUUUAUUAGUGUCCAUUUGCACUAAAACCUGAUCUCAGUCUGGGUGUACCAAGCUUGCUGUAGCUGUCUCCGAAAACUGGGUAGAUUAGAGAUGUUUCAUUUACAAGCAGUGUUACUGGUGAUGUGAAGCUUGCCAUAACGAAAAAUAUUUCUGCUAUGAUUUGCAAUGUUUUACUUUGGGGAUCAUGUCCAUAUCUAUGAUUAAUAUUCUAAGAGGUUUUUUCUUUUUUUUUUUUUUUAUUGCCCAGGAUUCUACUGAAUUUGUUUUCACAUCAAAACGUCUAUAGUCUCUAAACCUUGAUCUAUAAUUAAAAGCAGUAAAUAUAGUGUAAGAGUAACACUCUGCUGCUGGUAUUUAUUAAGCAAUGCAGCACCAUGACAAGACUUUUAUUGUAAGGUAAUUUUUCUUGUAAUUUUUCUCAGCUUGAAAAUAUGUGAAUAGAGUUCUGGGUUUUGGUUGCUUUUUCUAUAGACUUUUCUCCCCUUAAGUGCUUUGUUAUUGGUGUCCAUUCCUGAAUUGGAAAUAGUGGUACUGACAGGGAUCUGUAAAGUCAUCUCUCUGCCUCAGCCUCCCUAUCUAUGGUACCUACUGUUGACACUUCAGAGAGAAACUGAAAUACAGAGCAAGUUACCUUUAUGAAAAAGUGCCACAAGGAGUUGGUGUUAGAAGAAGUGACUUUGACUGAGAUCUCCUGACUCCCAUGAUCUGACUAUUAGGCCUUUUGAAGCAUACUGCCAACCUUUGCAGAGCAGUUUGAUGGAUUCUCUUACUACAUACAUGCUGGCAUCCCUGGCAUGUUUUUGGGUUGUUAGAGUGAGGGUGUUUUGGCAUGUUUUUCAUUUUCAUUUUAGCUGUUCCAAGUAGGUAGUUUAUACCCAUUCUUUCACCAACUGAACGAUCCAUGCAUAGAUUGGAGGAUCAGAUUCCAUCUCUGACUAAAAGGGAUGCAAGUGUUGCCAGCAGCUAAUGAAAACAACGAACAGUAGUCUUUGGGAAACUGGUUAGUUGUUUUCCUGUAUAUCACAGGAGCUUACUAAUAGGAAGAGUCCUGCUGUUCUUUACAACAAUACAUAUUGCUCCACUCCAGAUGCUGUUUAGCUGGCAUUAAUCUGUCACAUAGUAGUUUAAUACUACAAGCAAGUCACAUAUUGGUUAUAGGUUCAAGACAAUUGCUAAAUAGUUGCUUCCAAACCAGUUGUUGGCUAGCAAAGCAGUUUCUGCAUGGUGGUACUAUUAAUCCUAGGCUUAUUAAGUAUGAGGUGUUCUUUUUCCUAUGUUUUAAAAUAGUUGAGAAGCAGGUUUGCUAGUGUGUGUGCUGUUCUCCGCUUCUGUGGGGUCAUUUCCUUAACUGCUGUAUCAGCUUCCUAAGGUAAAGGGGCAGGUGUGUGUGUGUCCCUCCUGGCUCUUCUGCCCUCACAGGCUAGAUAGGGGACAGACUUCCUUGCUGCAGUGGCUGAGCAGACUGGUCUCCUGCAGUCUUAAUGUGCCCCCUUUGAUGCUUCUGGUGUCAGAUCCAGGCUUUGAGUGUCUGUCUUUUAAUUAGAUUGAUCCCAGAGAAUGGCAUUGGAGCUGGAUUAAACAUCUGGUUUUGCAGGAGCUCUGCAUGUGUGGCUGGAUGUCUCUUACCCCUCCCGUGCUCUGUCAGCAAAGCAGACUGCUUGUUUCCCAGCCUGCUUCUGAUGAAAUCAGCCUACUUUAUUUAAACCAGCUAUUUAAAUUGCUUAAAUUAAGGUGGCUGAUUUUGACUCAAGUGGUUUAGGGAUUGUUCAGGAGAGUGGUUAGAGCUCUGGCAGAAGUGCUGUUACAAGCAACUGCCUUAAAUUUCUUCUUCUGUUUGCAAAGUAACCAUCUCUGUACAAUCUUAACUGGCAGUAAAACCUGUGAAAAGAAGCAACUGGCCCAGUACAUCUACCUGGGGAUUGUCUUCUCCCUUCUUCACCAUGGUGCUUGGCAGUGGUGUUGCGAGCCUGCUCAGACACAUUAAAAGCUUUCGUCUUUUCCAGUUGAGCCCAUCCAAAAAUAUUUAAAGGCUCUGCACCCACUUUCAGGCUUUGUUUACAGCGCCUUGAGAAUCAGUGCAGAGGAUUCUCCAGGACAUGUGAGGACUUGUUGUUAAGUGGCUGGACUGUGAGUUUCUCCUCUGAAAAUCUGCACGUGUGUUGUGUAGAUUGUGAAUGUUCAUUUUUGUGUUUGGUGUUUAGCCCACAUUAAAAUCACAAUGCUACCAGUGCCCUUUGUGUUCUAAAUAUGUGAAGAAAUUGUGCCUUCUUGCUUGCACUCUGUGCUUAAAAAUAGUGGGGAAGGCUUGUGGUCUGUUACAGUUGAGUUCUACGUUUGCAUCCUCCAACUUGAAAAAGCAGUGAGCUAUCUCACACAAUUCUGAGCUCUGCACAAGAUGUUUUUGCAUAAUGGCUGUCACGGUGAUCCUUGUUCAAAUUUGUGCAAUAAAAAUACCAAGCUUUCUACACUGAAGGGAAAUACACACUUGGUGAAAUGUUUGAAAAGUUAUAUAUAAAAUUGUAACAAAUCAAGAUGCUGGUAGUGCCUUUAAGAUGGAAAUUCAUCUUUGUUUUAGUCUAUUGCUGUAAACAUAAGCAGUUCUCUAGAUAGUAAACUAUGCUGUUCAGAACUAUAUCACUUUUAAUACCUUUGAGAAUUUAAGUGAUUUUUAAUGAUUAUUAAAUCAGGAUAAUAAUGCAGUGGUUUUAUAUAUAUAAAAUAAAAAUUUUAUAC
Messenger RNA from Haliaeetus leucocephalus (bald eagle), 5052 nucleotides. It is a transcript of the gene CMTM6, whose product is annotated as CKLF-like MARVEL transmembrane domain containing 6. The coding region runs from base 21 to 563 and encodes 180 amino acids. The transcript has 4 exons. Gene Ontology annotation, cellular component: membrane. Lineage: Eukaryota; Metazoa; Chordata; Aves; Accipitriformes; Accipitridae. The record is from RefSeq and is a predicted model, not a curated record.